Urocitellus parryii (Arctic ground squirrel) is the source of this 657-nucleotide messenger RNA. It is a transcript of the gene Tmem125, whose product is annotated as transmembrane protein 125. The record is from RefSeq and is a predicted model, not a curated record. NCBI's taxonomy places the organism in Eukaryota, Metazoa, Chordata, Mammalia, Rodentia, Sciuridae.
AUGUCUGAACCAGCUCAAGCCCCUUUGGGCCGGGGGCUGCCCCCCGACAUGCUGGCAGAGCAGGUGGAACUGUGGUGGUCCCAGCAGCCAAGACGCUCCUUGCUGUGCUUCAGCGUCGCUGUGGGCCUUGUGGCAGGCUGUGGGGCAGGUGGCGUGGCCCUGCUGUCCUCCACCAGCAGCCGCUCUGGUGAGUGGCGCCUAGCAACAGGCACUGUGCUCUGCCUACUGGCCCUGCUGGUUCUGGUGAAGCAGCUGAUGAGCUCAGCUGUGCAGGACAUGAACUGUAUACGCCAGGCCCACCACGUGGCCCUGCUGCGCAGCGGUGGAGGGGUCGAUGCCCUGGUGGUGCUGCUCAGUGGUCUCGUGCUGCUGGUCACCGGCCUAACCCUGGCUGGACUGGCUGCCGCCCCGGCUCCUGCUCGGCCACUGGCCGCCAUGCUGUCUGUGGGGAUUGCCCUGGCUGCCUUGGGCUCGCUCUUGCUGCUGGGCUUGCUGUUAUAUCAGGUGGGCGUGAGUGGACACUGCCCUGCUACCCGUGCAGCUGCUCCCUCAACCCAUAGUGGUCAUGGUGGCAAUAGCAGCAUCUUCAGCAUCUCAGGACAGUUGUCUUCUGGCCAGCGUCAUGAAACCACCUCCAGCAUCGCCAGCCUCAUCUGA